AGAUAUCACAUAUGACACAAGAAAUGUGAAAGAUUUGACAAUGGGAUUCACAACAUUGCACAUGCUCUGGCUUCUGACUGCAUUUGCUUUUACAACACAAGCAGAGUUGGUGAAACUAAGGGUUAGUCCCAAGAUUACCGCAAAGUGUGGCGAGCAAGUUACCCUCAACUGCAACACAUCGUCGGUUCAUCAUGGAAUGUCAAUCAAACUUAUGCAGUGGUUCAAAGAGGAAACACUUUUGUGUUCUGUGGACAGUAAAGGGAACAUUACUGCACUGCACAGAGCAUCUCUGAGUAACUUUACCUGUGAAUAUGAAGAUGGACGGCUGUCGCUAAUCUUCAAAAAGAUGCUGCCUCCAGAGAGCGGAAAAAAAUACACGUGUAAGCAACGCUCCAACAGAGGAGCACUCAAUGAAUCUACUAAACUGGAGUUACAAGAGUGUGGUCGGAUUGCUGAGGGUAAAUUAACAACCAUGGGACCUGCGUGCACCUUCAAGCAUGUCUACCCAGACGGAAAUGUCCACUGGUUCCACGGCUCCCGCAACCUCUCAGAUGGAUCUCUGAAACAGUACACCGGUAAAAGUGUGGACGAAGAAGGCUGGCUGACUAUCCACAGUUACCUGGAGUGGAACAGUUCACACGGGCCUUACAAAUGCUCCUUGAAGAGCACCGUGUCUGACAGAUACAUUGCAAGUAUGUUGAUACAGAAUCCUGAAUCCCAGAAGAGCGGUAGAGCAACACACUCCAACGGCAACAGAGUUACAGCCCAGGAAAGUACGCGGACAAUUUUUUGCCUUUUAAUCUUACUUCCAGUUAUAUCUAAAUAAUGGAAUUCCCACAUCAUGGAGUGUCACCAGACAUGGGGGACAUGGGGAGGCAUGAAUCAAUGAUUAACACUGAUUAGGAGCAACAAGGUACUGAGACUUAUGGAUUUUUUGUCAAAACCAGGGCGUCGGGAAUCAGUUUAAGUGAGUCAUCUUGCAUAAUCCAAAGGCUUAUCUUUCUUUCUUUGUGCUAUUGGCUGACAUGAACAAGAAAAUUACACACCACAGAGAGGUGAUAAGAAGACAGCCAGUAAUCAUAACAGUAUAAAAUGUGUUGUUGUUUGGCUUCAAUAGAGGCUAGGAGAGAAUGCACAGUGGUUUCACUGAUCUUUGUAAGAACACAAGGAGAUGUAUAAAUGGAAACACUCUCAGAGAAAAUGCACCUUCUUAUAAUUGCUAAAGUGAUUAAAAAGUCUGUACUGGUUCAGUUUAAUCGGCAGCUAUAAACCUUUUCAUGGAUGUUUUUUUUUUCUCAAGCAUGUCCAGCACUGUCAUAUGUGUAUAGGUUCUCUAUGAAUGAAGACCAUAAAAGGCUCUUUGUUAGAUUUAUUUCAGAAAUACAGAACUGUCAUGUAGCAAAACCCCUUUUCUUUCAGUCAAGCAAUAAAUCUGUCUAGAGUUUGUGGAUGGAUGCUGCCCUCUGGUGAUAUGUGCUGCUAACUAGAAGUAGCUGCUUUAGGAACCAUUUGGGAGCAAUAUGUUUUCAUUCAAUGGGUUCAUUUACCACACUUUGCACCAGCCUGGUAAAUAUAGGCAAUUUAGUUCAGAAUCAUUAAUUCCAGGUCAGAGCUGAUUGCUAGAAAGUAAAUCAAACAUCAAAAUAGUUACAUCACAGGAAGCACAGGAGAAAAUGUUGUGUAUUUUAAUUUCACUUGCUGUCAGACUUAAACAAUGGAAAUGGCAAAAUAAAAAAAAAAAAUGCACGACAUGUACUGUAAUCAGACACGGAGGUGAAGCAAUAAAGUUUUGAGAUUCAUGGGG
Messenger RNA from Oreochromis niloticus (Nile tilapia), 1804 nucleotides. RefSeq lists its product as uncharacterized. NCBI's taxonomy places the organism in Eukaryota, Metazoa, Chordata, Actinopteri, Cichliformes, Cichlidae. The record is from RefSeq and is a predicted model, not a curated record. The transcript is spliced from 4 exons. Bases 41 to 826 code for a protein of 261 amino acids.